AUAGGGAUUGGAUUCGGGUGGGAAAAGAAAAUGGUGGAUUCGACGAUGGAGAACGGGAUGAUGGGGUUGGACCCCGAGGGAUACACGGCGUCGAGGUUGCAUCAUUCGACGCCUGAGCAUUUGCAUGUCACGUCGCGACGGUUUUUUGUUGGUCCUAUACCGGAAGGCUGGCUUAAGACGCAUCGCCGCGACUGGUAUAAGCACCACCUGCACAUCAACUACUCGUCCAAAUCCGCAUCCUUUACUUCGUCCUCUGAUCGCCGCACCACCAAAAAUCGACGCUUGACGGGUCUCGACGGACCGAGUUCCUCUGCGCUAUUCCAGCGGAGUUUUCCGCAGCCCGAGGAUUGUGACGACGAUGAUGACGAUGCAGGGUUGCAGAACCGUGAGGCGAGGGCCGAGAGUGCGCGUGGAAUUUCGAAUGGAGACGCGGCUGCGGAUACAGAUGCGCAUGCGCGUGCGUCUUCGGGAUUGAGCAUAUCGCUGCCGGAGGGGCAGGUGACCCACAAGCAGGUGGUUGCAUCGCCAGAGAGCGACGUCUUUGUGGAUGCUGAGUCGGAGCCUGAGACUUCGGAUGAUGGGGAAGAUGGAGAUGAGGGGUUGAAGGUUUACACACACCAGGAAGAAGCAGAUGCUCCGCUCGAGGAGCCUGCGGCACCUGCUCCGCGACCUCCUGCAAGAACCCAGUCAUCCACAAAGUCCUUCGUCACCGCAUCCUCGAUGCCCGGAGUUAUAGAACCGAGCGACUCCAGUUCAGAAGAAGCUAGCGAACGGCCAGAUGAAGAGGAGAUCAAUACAGCAGACGAGGGCAGCUCGCAUCAACCCACUAAAGACGACCAGACCAAGGCACCUGGUGCAAUGGUAAUCGAAACACAACCAGCAGAGCAGGCACCUGGCCGUUUCGAUCCAAAGGUCCGCCUCGAAUCCAAAGCACCACAGGCCCGCGGGAUCCUCACCAAAAUUCGUGGCUUGUCGGAAAACGAAGGGUUGUCGUCAGAGCCAUCCUCACCAAAUGAUGGAGCUGGGGAAUCCAUAUCCCGCAGGAGAUCUAAUCUUCGAAAUCUGGUCAAAUUCGACAUCCCCGAGGACUCGAAGCGCGCUACCAUCCAUUUGCGAGCCAAGCAGGCCCAGAUGACAGUCCAGCGAGCCUCGACCAAGCUGAAGCGCCGCAAGAUCAAGGAUGGCCUGGUGGUGAAGAUGGAGCGCAUGCUGAUCCGCGUUGAUUCUACGGCUGGAGAUAUCCCGGAGGACUUUGACGAAAAUGCAGCACAGAAGAUCGAGUCGAGGGUCAAGGAUAAGUGGCGCGAGUACAUGGUCGUGUGCAGACACAGCUCUUCGGACGACGCAGAGUUUGUGCUGCAGAUGUACAAGACGCGGGUAAUACCCGAGAUCGAAAGCCCGGAUGCAAGCAAACGUGCCGCUUAUCAGAUCCCGCUCGGUCGUAAAAUCAGCAGAGUCAAUCUGUAUUCGUCAUUAGACAAGUCCGUCGUGGUCUGGAUGCCAAGCUCACGUGGCACACGCAUCUUCAUCAUGCAGGGGCGCACUUCGUCCAAUGCUGUCGAGUGGUACACGUUUCUCCGUAACAUUAUGGGCUGGCGGCGCUCUUCCCAGCUUCAAGUCCAGGUGCCAGAUAUGAGUGUCAGCCUGAACAUUGCGGAUCCUUUCAAGAGCCUGGAGGAGUCGCAGAUGGAAGCUCAGGAGGCCUCCGACUCUGACAACGAAGAAGCCAUUAUCAAAACCAUGCAGGAGGAACAAGCUGUCGCGGAGAGGCUGAUACGAACGUGCCUAGAGCAGCUCGGGGAUGCGCCGGAAUGGGCCGAUGUCUUGAACUCGUGGACUAACAACAACCGCAUGGGCCUUGCGUGGAAACGAUACGAUCGCCUGGAAUGGAUCCACGGCGCGAAUGAACGUAAAAUGUACGGCACCAUCGCCAUGUCCAAGAGCCACGAUCUCGAGUUGAGGCCAAAGUCGCAUUACCCUACCACGGCCGUCACGCGUAAGAAGCACAAGACAUUGACCGAACCCGUCCCUAUCGAAGGGUUUCUGGUCCGAUUGACUAGUCAACGAGGUCAGGCAAAGAGACUAGGUCUGAUGUUUCACAAACAGCUUUACUUUUCUUCGCACGAUGAGUUUCUCAUCUUCUCAAGACCUACCAACGCCACACCACCGCCGCCCCCGAAACUUCGAAGCAUGGUGAGUGGCAGAGGCAGAGCAAAUACGGCAGGUAGCGGAAUCUCAGCUGCAUCACUCGCGGAGAAUGCUCCAGAUACGUGGGAAAUCGAUCCGUACCCCGUUCGCGAUGGGCAAGUAGAGUGGCUGAGGGAAGGUCAUACCGGCACCCCCGAGUCCACGCGCCUCCACGACGAAGAAGCCGCGGACGAAGCCGCCAGAAAAGCGACCAACCUCCUCAACUGUGACGGCUACAUCAACCUCGCUCACGUGCUCAAAGUCCGCAAAGCGAAGCGCGGCGCAACCGCUGCCGACGCAAACCUCGACUCGGGCUCCGACGUCGACUUUGACGACAUCCACGACUCGGACGCCGGUGAAGACGGUCUCACCUCAGACCUCGACCUCGACCGCACCUUUGAACUCGUCAUGCGCAACGGCCUCAUCAUCCGCCUCCAAGCCGCCGACCCGCCCCGUCGCAAGCUCUGGACCAAACACGUCCGCGCGCUAUCCAAGUACUGGAAGUUCCGCACGCAAGCCGACAUUGCGCUCCUCCAAACCACACGGGCGCGCAACCUGUCUGCCCUCAACAUCGACGAGGAAGGCGAAGCGCACAUUGGCCAGUUCGCCAAGAAAUGGGAAGUCACGCAGUCGUACGCGUCGCCGCUGCUCUACAACAUGUGCGGCAUCGCCGCCUGCCGCUCCAUCCACCUCAGCGGCACUUUAUACCGCAAACCGCGCAUCCACGCCCCCUUUACGCGGUGCUCGGUCCUCCUCGCCGCGGGGACCCUGCUCGUCUUCGCCGACACGCUGCGCUCGUCCACGGGCAAACCGCUCGAUCACAUCCACCACGAGCGUGUCGCGAACCUCGAUCUAAGCAAAGGCUGCUACGUCUACUCGGGCCUCGUCACCGAAACCGACCUGCUCUACCAGAACCAAACCUUUGACAACAACAAACCGGGCCACCACGCUCUCCCGCGCAUCUACCUCGACGACGGCGGCUGGACGAGCUCCGACGAGGACGUCAUGACUACGUUUGUCGUGUGGUAUGGGAAGAGCAAGAGCUGGUUUCGCAGCAGCGGCUACGAAGAAGCUCACGGCGCUCCACCCGAUCCUACUAAUACUUCUGGAAAUGCAGAUCACAAUGGUGCUGGUUCUAAUAUUGCCACUGCUGCUACUGCAGGCAGGAAAGGAGAACAACCCCGCAAAGAAGGCAAACGCGGGAAAUUGAAGAGGGUUGCUAAGCUCGGGAGUACGGGUCGCAGUCUGGUGUUUCGGGCUAGGAGUCGCGCCGAGAGGGAUCAUUGGGUCCUUGCUGUCAGGAACGAGAUUGAGCGGUGUUGUGGGAUCGGUGGGGCGCUGGGGGCUUCUUGCGGUGUUGGUGGUGGGAUAGCGGGAGCUGUGGGUGAUGGGGAGGAUGUUAGGAUUGAAGGGUAAUGGGUUGGGAAGUGUGUGUUGUGUGGGGUGGGAGGGAGGUUGGUGGGAUGGAGGUGGGUUGGAGGUGGGUUGGUGGGCGGGAGUUGGGAGCGUGGGGGAGAGGGACAUUCUUUUCUCCCCCCCUACUUGACUCUUAUUUUUUUUAUUUCCUCUCCCUUCUUCUUUUCUCUUUCUUCUAUUCCGCGGUUUAUCAAUUGUUGCAGUAAGGUAGUAGUAAUAUAUAUCUAUCCCCUAAUGCACAUCGCGCGCGCCCUAUGUAACAAAUUACACUUUUACUUUCUCUUUUCUCUAUUUCUUGUGUUACAUUUCUUUUUCCUUUCUUUUCUAUUAUCUAUAGUAGCUACUCCUCUUUUUAACAUUUUA
Molecule: messenger RNA, 3966 nt
Organism: Periconia digitata
Lineage: Eukaryota; Fungi; Ascomycota; Dothideomycetes; Pleosporales; Periconiaceae
Source: the annotation of a GenBank genome assembly